AUGGAGAUUGCAGACACCAUCUUCCGGCAGGGCCACACCGUCUCGGAGCGCAAGACGGGGUUCAUCAACGUGGCCAACCUGCUCCCCUGCGUCGGCCAGGACGCUGACGAGUUCUACCGCAUCGCGCGCGAGCUCAGCCAGUGGGAUAUGCAGGCGCGGCUGGCGAUCAGGGACCGGAUCAAUGCGGGGACGAUGUCGGCGGAGCAGGAGGCGCGGUUUAACAACUGGCGGAAGGAGAGCUGGUUAUUGGCCUGCGCGAGAAGAACAUCAACCGCGUGA
Aspergillus calidoustus is the source of this 279-nucleotide messenger RNA. Lineage: Eukaryota; Fungi; Ascomycota; Eurotiomycetes; Eurotiales; Aspergillaceae. The record is from the annotation of a GenBank genome assembly.